ACCCUGGUCCAUAAAGCAGGCGGGCUAUCAGGAGGCUUCCCUCUCCUCUCUCUCUCUCUCUCUCUCUCGCUAAUGGCGGAAGGUGCGCAAAUUCACCGCUCAGAUGCGUCAUCUCCAGUACCCGCUCCCUCAAAUGAAGAUGUGAAACCUUCUUCGGUGCCCAAAAAUCAUGAUUUGCCUGCCCUCCAGUACCCCUUGUUCCCAAUGAUGUACAAUCAAACACUUCCGGGAUUUUUUCCCUUCCAAAGUCAAGAGCAAAAUGAUCAUGGUGGUGGGAUUUAUGCAAUUGCUACGAUGCCGUUUAUGUCUCCGUUGCCUGGAGUUCCUCCGCCCGUGGCGCUCAUACCUCUCACUUAUAGCCUUCCUACGAGGCCAGCUCCUACUGACGGGAAUAAUAAUGAGGGUCAGAGACAAGAAGUGCCACAACAACAUGCACCAGAGCGGCAAAUUGUGGUUAGAAGGUUUCAGAUUGGUUUUCAGCUUGACUUGUUACUUAUCCUAAAGCUGGCCGCUGUGGUUUUUGUGUUUAGCCAAGAUGGAUCAAAAGAAAGGCUCUUCUUUCUUCUGCUGUUUGCCUCUAUUAUUUAUCUGUAUCAAACUGGGGCUCUCACUCCGGUUAUUCGUUGGCUUUCACAAUGGGUGCAGCAGGCCAUAGCACCGCCACAACCCCAUGUUAGGCAGAGGAAUGAACAAGAACCUGUACCAGAAGGAAAUGCAGGGGCUGAAAAUGUGAACCAACCAAAUGCUGAUGCAGUGAACGGUGGCAACUGGUGGGGAAUUGCAAAGGAGAUUCAAAUGAUUGUUGUUGGCUUUGUAACUUCUCUUCUACCUGGUUUUCACAAUGUUGAUUGAGAGAUGGGGGUAUUUGAUGUAACAAUGACAUGGCCGACGCAGGCUUACAUCGGAUGCAAACAAUGACAUGCAAGCCGUUUCAAAGUUAUCAGUUUUUUGGGGAGGCACAGCUGGUUUAUAGUUGUCGUCUAAUAUCCCUCCUCUUUUCCUCUUAUUCCUGUAUUUUUCCAAACUUUUUUGGGGAUGCGGAACUUCAGGUUUCUAGCUCCUUAGCAAAGAUAAAUGUAAUAUCUUUUUGGCAAAGUGAUGUGUAUCUUGGGUAAUAUAUGUUAAUAAUUGUAUCUGGCGAUUCUAGGCGAAGUUCUGUUGGCA
Messenger RNA from Nymphaea colorata (pocket water lily), 1164 nucleotides. RefSeq lists its product as uncharacterized. The transcript is spliced from 5 exons. The record is from RefSeq and is a predicted model, not a curated record. Bases 73 to 852 code for a protein of 259 amino acids. NCBI's taxonomy places the organism in Eukaryota, Viridiplantae, Streptophyta, Magnoliopsida, Nymphaeales, Nymphaeaceae.